This is a messenger RNA of Culex pipiens pallens (northern house mosquito), 1054 nucleotides long. RefSeq lists its product as uncharacterized. Lineage: Eukaryota; Metazoa; Arthropoda; Insecta; Diptera; Culicidae. The coding region runs from base 94 to 657 and encodes 187 amino acids. The transcript is spliced from 2 exons. The record is from RefSeq and is a predicted model, not a curated record.
AAAUUAUCUUGGCCUAAUGCCACAGUUGAUCCAAAAGUAAACAAACACUAAUUUUAAAUAACUGACGAAAGGCGCGUAAAUAGACCAACCACCAUGUCCAGCGUGUGCCGUGAACAUGCUGCCGAAAUAGAUUCCAAGAUUGGCAUAAUCCGCAGAAAAGUUGCAAACUUUGCCUGCGGCUACACCCCGGAAACUAACAGCAGAGUCGAACCGUCCAAGGAAUAUCUUUCGAAGGCAAACAGAGAACUCGAAGAAAUUGAAUCGACAUGUGCUGAGUUUACUCAAACAUCAGCUGUCCUCGACGGUCUUAUUCAAGAAGCGGACGACAUGGCUACCAAAAUCUUUGCACGUCUUAGCGAAACUUUUGCCGAUUUCGGUUUGGACAUGCCGACCUACGCGGACGAGGAAAUACCGGUGGGAAUCCCGCUGGAGAAGCUUGUGCUGCAAGAGGAGGAGGAGGAUGAACCGGACCAGACAAUAAUCGGGACACCUUCAGAGCUGGCCACAUCUGACGACAGCGAGGUCAGCGAUGUGGAUUUUAAACCAAACAUUUUUAUUACUCGACCUUCUGAUUCAGGCGGACCACCGUCGUGGACACCAAUGAUUAAGACUAAAGCCAGCCGAACUGUUGGGAUUAGUCGUUUGGCGCUUGAGUAAUUUGUACCGGUACACAGCAAAAAAUCCGAUGGUAAAAUCGCAAGCAAAAGAAUGCACAUCACCUUCGUCAAAAAAGACACUUAAUAUUACACGCUGCAUGUACAAUUUUUGUAAACACAAAAAAAAAGUUGCAACCGACGGGACUCAAACCCAGCACCUACAGAAAGGACUGGCGCCUUAGCCCGCUCGGUCAUCAGACCGAUGAAAAAUGGAAGGGAUAAACGUAUAUGUGAGCUUGACAUUUCGGUCAAGUAGGUUUCCCAUACUGAUGAGCUACAUAUUUCAGGGUGUAAUAUUACACAGAAUUUCAUAAAAUAAUGCAAAAUUUAUUUUACACCCUGGCCUUUCACACGCAGCUGGAUUACUACUUUAUUUGCUGUGUACAUAUAAAUAAAUU